AUGGACCACAAUGGCUCCGUCAAGCGCAAGCAACCCCCAACUUCGCCCGCCACCGACCGCCCCCUCAAGCACAUCAAGCCCGAACCCUCUGCACACGUGACAAACGGCCACGACGACACCAUGGAAGACGCCCCCAGCGAAUACAGCGCCGCCGACGACCUGCCGCCGCCUGCCCACGUUGCUGCUUCCGCCUCUGGGCCUGACACGGCCGAGUGGCAAAAGACCAUCGAGAACGUGGUGAAGAGCGUUGUCUCGAUUCACUUUUGCCAGACAUGCUCCUUUGACACAGAUCCCGCCGUCAGCUCAGAAGCUACGGGCUUCGUCGUCGAUGCCGAACAAGGCUACAUCCUCACAAACAGACAUGUCGUGGGCGCCGGGCCCUUUAUCGGCUACUGCAUCUUCGACAACCACGAGGAGUGCGACGUCCACCCCGUCUACCGCGACCCCGUCCACGACUUUGGUAUCCUGCGCUUCGACCCUUCAAAGAUUCGCUACAUGCCCGUCACCGCCCUUAAGCUACGCCCAGACAAUGCAAAGGUUGGCGUUGAGAUUCGCGUGGUCGGUAACGAUGCUGGAGAGAAGCUGAGUAUUCUGUCUGGCGUCAUCAGCCGACUGGAUCGCAACGCGCCUGAGUACGGCGAGGGCUACUCCGACUUCAACACAAACUACAUACAGGCCGCCGCUGCCGCCAGCGGAGGUUCUUCGGGCAGUCCUGUAGUCGACCGCGACGGAUAUGCCGUUGCGCUACAGGCGGGCGGACGCGCUGACGGUGCUGCGACCGACUACUUCCUGCCCUUGGACCGCCCUCUGCGCGCGCUCGAGCUGAUCCGCCAAGGCAAGCAUGUCACCAGAGGCACCAUUCAGACGCAGUGGAUACUCAAGCCCUUCGACGAAUGUCGACGAUUGGGUCUCUCUGCCGAGCUAGAAAAGGACAUCCGCACCCAGUUCCCCAAAGAAACGGGCAUGCUGGUUGCCGAGGUUGUUCUCCCCCAAGGUCCUGCAUCGAACAAGGUUGAAGAGGGUGAUCUUCUGCUGCGUGUCAACGGAGAGCUACUGACCCAGUUUGUCCGUCUCGAUGCAAUCCUGGAUGAGCACGUGGGCCAAACCAUUUCUGUGACCAUUCAGCGUGCAGGAGAGAACAUGGACGUCGAGAUUGAUGUCGGUGAUCUCCAUGCCAUUACCCCCGACAAGUUUGUUUCUGUUGCAGGUGCUUCGUUCCACGACCUCUCAUAUCAACAAGCUCGCCUAUACGCCAUCUCGCUCAAGGGCGCAGGUGUGUAUGUGUGUGAGGCGGCUGGCUCAUUCAGAUUUGCCGAUGGCUACACGUCUGGCUGGCUGAUUCAAGAAGUUGACAACCAGCCAACACCAGACCUAGACACUUUCAUUCAAGUCAUGAAGAAGAUUCCUGACCGCAAGCGAGUCGUCAUGAUGUACAAGCACCUGCGCGAUCUGCACACUGCAAACACGAGCAUUACUGCAAUCGAUAGGCAUUGGCACGCAAAGAUUCGGGUAGCAACUCGUAAUGAUACGACUGGCUUGUGGGACUUUAGCCCACUUGCCGAUGCCAUACCACCUGUGCCUCCAGUUCCACGUCGUGCCAACUUUGUCAAGAUGAGCUCUAGUUAUCCAGAGGCUGUAGACAUUGUCCGCAGUUUUGUACGCGUGCACGUCUCCAUGCCCAUCAAGCUCGACGGCUUCCCCAAGUUGAACAAGCAGGGCUAUGGUCUUGUGGUUGAUGCCGACCAGGGUCUUGUCCUUGUUUCAAGAGCAAUUCUGCCCUACGACCUGUGCGAUAUAUCCUUGAUCAUCGCCGACAGCAUUUUUGUUGAUGCAAAGGUUGUCUUCAUGCACCCGUUACAGAACUAUGCCAUUGUCAAGUACGAUGCCUCGCUAGUCAAUGCACCUGUGAAGACUCCCAAGUUUGCAACGGAUUUCAUCAAGAAGGGUGCUGAGACUAUUUUCUUUGGUAUCAACCAAAACUUCCGACCUGUUGUGGCUAAGACGGUUGUGACAGAUAUUACUACUGUUGCUAUUCCGGCUAGUGCAAUCACGCCGCGGUACCGUGCAACCAAUUUUGAUGCCAUCACCGUAGACACAAACCAGGCUUCGCAUAGCGGUUCUGGUGUGCUUAUUGCCGAGGAUGGCACUGUCCAGGCUCUCUGGCUUUCAUACUUGGGUGAGCGAACUUCGCAUAGUGGCAAGGACGUAGAAUAUCAUCUCGGUCUUGCGACACCCAACCUCCUUCCAGUACUCAACGAGAUCCGAAGCGGCAAGACUCCAAAGCUUCGUAUCUUGAACGUCGAAUUCCAAACAGUUCAGAUGAGCCAAGCUCGCGUCAUGGGUGUUUCAGAGGAAUGGAUCGAAAAGACAGAAACGGUCGAUCCAGAGCGCCAUCAGCUCUUCAUGGUCCGGAAGGUCGAUUCGGGUCAUAGCGAUGGCCUUCACGAGGGCGAUGUCCUUUUGACACUCAACGGCAAACUCGUAACCCGCUCUCCGGAUCUGGACGUUAUGUACAACAAUGAAGUCCUUGACGCAGUCAUUGUGCGCAAACGCGAAGAAAAGACCAUCAAGGUCUCUACCGUUCCAACAGAGGACCUCGAGACCGACCGUCUGGUCAGCUUCUGCGGUGCCACUUUCCACCGUCCUCAUCAAGCCGUGCGUCAGCAAAUCAGCAAAAUCCACUCAGACGUCUACAUUUCCUCGCGGGCCCGUGGCUCACCAGCGUACAUGUACGGGCUCGCACCCACAAACUUUGUCACACACGUCAACAAUGUCCCUACGCCUAAUCUCUCCGCUUUCCUUGUCGAAAUCAAGAAGAUCAAGGACAAUGAGUAUUUCCGCAUGAAAGUCAUGACAUUUGAUAAUGUCCCCUGGGUCGCUACCAUGAAGAAGAACGAGCACUACUUCCCUACUAUCGAGCAUAUCAAAGAUCCGUCGGAACCCCUGGGCUGGAAAAAGAUUAUUCACGAGUGUGAUGUCGGAGGCGCAAGAGAGGAAUUGGGACCGGAUGAGCUGGAAGCGGAUGCUGCUGAAGACUAGACGGAUGGUUGUUUGGGUAUAGACAAUGCGGGGCUUGAAAGAAAUUAAUAACCACUGCUAUUCAUCUUAACGCACAGGAGUCUCGGAUCAUCAUUCCAUGUAAAUGUGUCUAUGUACUGUACAGAAAAUAUCCCAAACCAGACCAAACAAUAAUUUCUCUAUCUCUGC
This is a messenger RNA of Bipolaris maydis ATCC 48331, 3207 nucleotides long. RefSeq names its product trypsin-like cysteine/serine peptidase domain-containing protein. The record is from RefSeq and is a predicted model, not a curated record. Gene Ontology annotation, molecular function: protein binding; serine-type endopeptidase activity. Gene Ontology annotation, biological process: proteolysis. Lineage: Eukaryota; Fungi; Ascomycota; Dothideomycetes; Pleosporales; Pleosporaceae.